Messenger RNA from Paramacrobiotus metropolitanus, 1873 nucleotides. RefSeq lists its product as uncharacterized. The coding region runs from base 184 to 1569 and encodes 461 amino acids. The transcript is spliced from 4 exons. Gene Ontology annotation, molecular function: G protein-coupled peptide receptor activity. The record is from RefSeq and is a predicted model, not a curated record. NCBI's taxonomy places the organism in Eukaryota, Metazoa, Tardigrada, Eutardigrada, Parachela, Macrobiotidae. Gene Ontology annotation, biological process: G protein-coupled receptor signaling pathway. Gene Ontology annotation, cellular component: plasma membrane.
UUUCCCCUUAGACGAAUGCUGUUUCUCCGGGUCCUUCUGUAUAUAAAAGUUUUAACGUGUACGAUGCAUUAGUAAAUCAACAAUGCAGAAAUAAAUUUUCUGUUUCGUAUUCAAGAAAACGACAUAAUUUGGAUAACGAUCUUAUAAUCAUAUUGGAACACGACAUAUAGUCCCAUCACAGCCAUGACUGACAACGAAACCUUGACCCCAACGUUAACGGUUAACAAUGGUGGAUGCGAUUGGGAUACAGCCUUGGGUGUUAAUACCACGUUCGAGAAUGUGGAGAACAAUUCCACAAUCUAUGUUUAUUUGGUAUUGUACCCGGUUCUGUUGUUCUGCUGUACGGUGGGCAGCAGUCUGACAAUCGCUGCAUUGGUGAAAGACCCCAGCAGUCGCCGAACUUCAACCGCCGUUUACAUGAUUUGCUCUGCUUGUGGAAAUUUAUGUAUAUUAUGGUCAGCAUUACCCGAUUAUAUUACAUCAGCAAAAUCUUCCCUUGGCAUUGACGAGAACGAUGAUAACAGCACUAGUAGCGCAGAUCUUUUGGCGUUGCUGCAAUAUAAAGGUUUUGGCGUUUUUUGGAAUGAAACGUCCAUUCAGUUUGUAGACUGGACGUUAAUAGUAUUCUCUGUCGAGCGGCUGCUGGUUACACUGCGCCCUUUGUCCGCUAUGGCCCGAACAGCUUCCACAGCGUGGCAGAAAACAAUCAUAAAAGAAUUGAUUGUUCUUCUUUUGGCCUGCUUGUUUUCCUUAUCCUGGUUGUGCACGUACUAUUAUUGGUUACCAUUAUCGGCGACAUCACUAUUAACUUUCCAGGAGCUCCUGACACCGCCAUUACGACGUUGGUACACUGUGCAGAACGAUGCUGAAGUGGGGAUGUGGAUAGCCAAGUGGCUAGCUCUCUCGUUUCUGAGUGCGGCCCUUAUUUUCGUUCUCUGGAAGCACCGAAAAGCCAUCUCAAAGUCGGUCGCUCAGAAAAAGGACAACCGCGCCCGCAAUGCCAACUUAAUCGUCAUCGGAAGCCUUACACUGUACAUGGUGACCCAACUGCCGUAUGUUUUGUUGACCUGCUUGAAAAUUGCCAGAUCGCCACCAUACUGUACUUUACGUAUGACCAACGCCCAGGAUAGCAAGGCCAGAUCAGUUGUCAACGUAGUCAGCUGGAGCAACUAUUCCGUCAGCUUUUUUGUGUAUUAUCUGUCGAGUGCGAAGUUCCGCGAACAGGUGAAAAGCAUGUUCACCGGUGUAAGGAACGGGAAGCAGCAUCGAAAUAAAGGGGGCAUGCAUCCGACCCAGAGCAGAGUCCAGUUGACAAUGCAAACACUGAGUCCAAAAAAUAGCAGUUCGUCCGAUGAUACAGAGAUCGCUGUGGAGAAGUCCGAGGAUGACCAAAUAGAAGAAAUUAAAGCCAUGACCGAGAUCGACUUGCGAAGACGAAAAUCUAUUCUACAAGCAGCUAGUAUUCAUCUGUCCGAGGAAGAGCGGACGUCAGAAGAAAUCAGCACCAUGGCGGAAAUAGAUUUGCGAAGGCGGAAAUCCAUUCUGCAAGCUACAACUGUUCAUUUGUAGCCCGAUAUGUGUCUGUAUGUUCGCUUCUGUUCCUUUAUAUGGCCAAUGUUCUGCAUAGGGAUAGCGGAGCAUUACACGGCUCCAAUAUCAUAUUAUUCCGACCAUGUGAUAAAUUGGCAGUUGAUGGCCAGUCCACUUUUAUUUCUCGUCACACGUGCUUUCAAUGAUUUUGUAAUACUCGUACUUUUGUUUUCCUGCACCUGCAGGCUUAACAGUCAAUUUCUGGCUGUUAAAUCGGAAGAUAAAUUUACAAAUCCCGGCGUUACAAAUCAAGUGUUAGCAGUUAAGUUAGCUUGUGAAUUGA